AAGCUCGAGGCCGCCCGAAAACGAAUACCGCUGCAAGCUCGUGCAACGGUCUGGAGCAUACUUUCAGGUCACGUGGAUGAUCACAAGCUCGGAUCACCAAAUCCGACGUUGUCAUUUCUUGCGAACCGCGAUGCCGUUCAAUUUACCGGGCGCGCUAGUGCCUUUCCAAAUCCUCUUCAAUCCCAGAGUAAUACUACCCAAUCUAGCCAUAAAAGAUAUUCGCCAUCUGGACUUUGCAGCUCUGAAAGAGGCAGGGUACCGAGGCAUAGUAUUCGACAAAGACAACUGCAUAACUGUGCCUCAUAAGGACAACCUGGUACCAGAAUUGACCGAAGCCUGGGAAGACUGCCGGAGGACUUUCGGAGAUGGGAAUGUGCUAAUUGUCAGCAACUCCGCUGGUUCACACUCAGACCCUGCGGGAAUCGAGGCCGAAUCGGUCAAGCGGAAUCUUCAAGUUCCAGUUCUUUUCCAUGCGACACCAAAACCCGGCUACUCUUGUGUCAAAGCCAUCCGUACUUAUUUUUCCUCGCUCCGCGAUCCCGUGCGCCCAGAGCAGCUUGUCAUAGUUGGCGACCGGAUAUUCACAGACGUCGUGCUCUCGAACAGAAUCCGACUAUCGGAGCGUGGUUCUGGUUUCCUGCACAUGUGGUUCCGCUGCGCAUACGAACGAGGGGGGGCUACGGUGAAGGAAAAUUUGGACACUGCGCAUCGUAGCAUUGAUUCGGGGCCGCUGUCCGUCUGGACGACGGGCGUUUGGAAGAAAGAAGCCACUUUCAUGCGUUGGUGUGAGCGCAAAUUGGUGGAGUUCGUGCGUCGACGGACCUCACCCGAGGAGGGGCAUGAUGCCAGCAGUCCCUCUAUCUUCAUCAAAACUGUGGCGGAACAACCCGCGCUACCCGCCAGUCGUUUGCGAAAAGUCUGGCAAUUCUUGUCAAGGACAUGAGUAGGCUGCAUAGAUCACUUCGCAGGUGUCCUUUCUAGGCGGGCAUCAUGGGAAUAGUGCAUGUACACACAGUGUCCUUAAACCCGUGUACUUACUACGAGAUGUCCCAACCCCCAACUUCGGCAGCACACAAUCCCU
Mycena citricolor is the source of this 1081-nucleotide messenger RNA. The record is from the annotation of a GenBank genome assembly. Lineage: Eukaryota; Fungi; Basidiomycota; Agaricomycetes; Agaricales; Mycenaceae.